CCAGGCAUCUACGUUACAGAAUUGAUUAUUUUAAACCAACUCUUACAAUCAUCGCCACUCAUUUCAGCCAUUGUGAAAGAAAUUUAAAAUCUGUUCAAUAUGUCAACGAGAGGCUCAUGGAUAACUCUGAAAUUCAGAAGUGUUCUUGAUGUAAUUUAUGCCACCAAAUUUCAAUUAAGCUAUAGUGGCCUACGGAGAAACAGACCAAUUGUGUCAGCAGCUAGGAUUGAAAGUGGUUAUUGGAUGCACUCUGGUCUACAAUUCUUUAGCACCAAUAACAACACAAACACUAAUGCAAAAGGAGUAAAGAAUGUCACAGUUCAACCUCAAGCUCCCGCUUCUACAAUCUUCACCUUCCCUCAUUGGCUAAGAUGGGUUUUGGGCACGGUACUUUCUUUCUUGCUACCUUUCUGGAAACAUAAUUGGGAAAAACUACAAAGAAUAGAAGGAGAGGUAGAGGUUGUGGCUGAAGAGGUGGAAAAGGUGGCAAAAGUGGUAGAAAAGGUGGCAACAGUAGCAGAGAAGGUAUCUGAAGACAUGGCAGAGAUUCUUCCUGAGAAUGGUAAGCUAAAGAAAGCAGCUUUGGUGGUAGAACGUGCAUCAGAACAAGUUGUUCAUGAUGCUCAAUUAACAGAAGAGUUUAUACACAUGGUUGAGGAACUCAAGAAUGACCUGGAUGAUUUGGAAACUUUUGCUGAACCCGUAAUUGACAAGAUUGUGAAGAAAGUACCCGCGAAUAAUUGAUGCCAAU
This is a messenger RNA of Abrus precatorius (Indian licorice), 751 nucleotides long. RefSeq lists its product as uncharacterized. Bases 100 to 744 code for a protein of 214 amino acids. NCBI's taxonomy places the organism in Eukaryota, Viridiplantae, Streptophyta, Magnoliopsida, Fabales, Fabaceae. The transcript has 5 exons. The record is from RefSeq and is a predicted model, not a curated record.